Molecule: messenger RNA, 1091 nt
Organism: Drosophila novamexicana
Lineage: Eukaryota; Metazoa; Arthropoda; Insecta; Diptera; Drosophilidae
Product: estrogen sulfotransferase-like
Exons: 4
Coding region: 1-945 (314 amino acids)
Biological process (GO): sulfation
Cellular component (GO): cytoplasm
Molecular function (GO): sulfotransferase activity
Source: RefSeq, a predicted model, not a curated record
AUGCAGUACGAGCGGAUCACCCCAAAGAGCUAUCCGGUCAAUCUAAUUGACAAAAACUGGGCCGAGCGGAAACUUUACUUUCGCAGUCCGGCUAAAUCAUUUCCAGAAAUGAUUCACAACAUGGAGGUAUUGGAGGAUGAUGUUUGGGUGAUUACGAAUCCCAAAAGCGGCACCACUUGGAUGCAGGAACUACUUUGGCUAUUGCUAAAUGACUGCAAUUUCGAAGCGGCACUGUCCAAGCACUUGGAACUACGCUCCCCCUUUCUAGAAUAUGAUUUUGUAAUGCACACCGAUGAGCAAAGAGCUCUGAAGCCCGUACAAGAGUUGCCGUCGCCACGCCUAAUCAAAUCCCAUCUGCCGCUCGCCUUGUUGCCCGUUCAGCUCUGGCAGAAAAAGGCGAAAGUGGUUUAUGUCUUUCGAAAUCCCAAGGACGCCUGGGUUUCAGCUUAUUAUCACGGAGUUACCAUUGGCUACAACUAUGGCCUCACGUUGGAGCAAUUUUUCAACGGCUGUCUAGAUGGCGAGAAUAUCAAACUGGAAUCCAUCGAACAUGCAGCUGAGUUCUAUCAACUGCGCAACGAGCCUUGGGUAUACUACACCAGCUUCGAGCGCAUGAAACUCGAUCUGCGAGCUGUUAUUGAGGACCUCUGCAAAUUUCUGGGCAAGACUGUAACGGAGCAGCAAAUGGAACGCCUACUUAAGCAUUUGUCGUUCGAAGAAAUGAAAAAAAAUCCAACCACAAAUCACAACUGGGAACUUGCUGAUGUCAAACAUGAAAACGCCCUUAAAACUAUUUACAACUUUGUACGCAGCGGCAAGGUGAAUGGCUAUAAGGACGAGCUGACAACCGAACAAAUCGAGAGAGCUGAUCGUCUGAUAGAACAACGACUACAAAACAACAAAGUUACACUAGAAGAACUAUUGUUGCUGGAUCACCUACGAUAAGAUAAUUUACCCAGAUUCACAAAUUGUUUACUGAACUAACGCCUCACAAAAAUAUUACGGUUCUCUGUCAACAACAACAACUGGAUGUGUAUCUUCAUAUAUAACACGUAGAGAAAGACUAAGGAUAUUUGAACCCUCCCUUAAAA